Topomyia yanbarensis is the source of this 555-nucleotide messenger RNA. RefSeq lists its product as uncharacterized. The transcript has 2 exons. The record is from RefSeq and is a predicted model, not a curated record. NCBI's taxonomy places the organism in Eukaryota, Metazoa, Arthropoda, Insecta, Diptera, Culicidae. The coding region runs from base 51 to 494 and encodes 147 amino acids.
UUUCACAACCGUAGCUUUAAGUCGCAGUUGAAUGUUUCACUUCACCAAACAUGAGAUCAAUACUGAGUGUACUAGUCAUUUUUGUGGCUACGACUGUCUCCGUAGAAGUCCAUCGCUGUGGCGAGGGCUUCCCACAUCCACUUCAGGUCACCAUCCCGGGUUGUAACGUGAUGCCAUGUGAGGUUCCGAACCUGACGGACAUCUCGUUUGGAGUUCGGUUCGCUCCACCCUUCCCAACCAGCAUGCUGGCUGUGAACGUGACGGCUACGCUCGGUGAGUUCAACCUACCAUACGAAACACCGGAACAUCUGCGCGAUGGUUGUGCCAACAUUGAUGCCAGCUGUCCCCUAGCUAGCGGUCAGCAGGUUAUUCUGACGGGAACGGCCCCGGUUGAGGCACCGCUAACCCGAGUUACCGUGCGGAUGCGAUUCGAGAUUGGUGGUGAUGGUGGACAGAGUGCCGUCUGCUUUGCGGCCGACGUGAGGUUGAUCUAGGAUCAGCGAGGUUCCUGGGCGAAAAUAAAGAAUGACAUUUCGGUCGUUGUUUUGGUUUACA